Messenger RNA from Chionomys nivalis (European snow vole), 3840 nucleotides. RefSeq names its product base methyltransferase of 25S rRNA 2 homolog (gene Bmt2). The transcript has 5 exons. NCBI's taxonomy places the organism in Eukaryota, Metazoa, Chordata, Mammalia, Rodentia, Cricetidae. The record is from RefSeq and is a predicted model, not a curated record. Gene Ontology annotation, biological process: negative regulation of TORC1 signaling. The coding region runs from base 121 to 1332 and encodes 403 amino acids.
CUUGGCUGGGGCUGCUCGGCCUCGUCCUCCGGCUGCUGCCUCCGCUGCUGCCUCCUCCUUCCCCAGCUCCUCCGGCCGGGGAGAGACCGCGGGGCCCGAGGGGCGGCGGCGGCGGCUGCGAUGGAGCCCGGGUCGGGCGGCCGAGGCGCAGCGCGCGGCCAGCGGCCCUCGAGCGCCGCGCAGCCCCGCGAGCAGGAGCGGAAGCUCGAGCAGGAGAAGCUGUCCGGGGUGGUGAAGAGCGUCCACCGGCGGCUCCGCAAGAAGUACCGCGAAGUGGGAGACUUUGAUAAGAUCUGGAGAGAACACUGUGAAGAUGCAGAAACACUUUGUGAAUAUGCUGUUGCAAUGAAAAAUUUGGCAGAUAAUCACUGGGCAAAAACUUGUGAGGGUGAAGGUCGCAUUGAAUGGUGUUGUAGUAUAUGCAGAGAGUAUUUCCAAAAUGGUGGGAAGAGAAAAGCACUUGAGAAAGACGAGAAAAGAGCUGUACUCGCCACUAAGACCACUCCAGCCUUAAACGUGCACGAGUCUUCUAAACUUGAAGGUCGUUUAACAAACCUCAGCUUUACAAGUCCUGAAUUUAUAACUGAGUUGCUUCAAGCCUCAGAAAAGAUCAGAUUACUUGAUGUUGGCAGCUGCUUUAAUCCAUUUUUGAAGUUUGAAGAAUUUCUAACUGUUGGGAUAGAUAUUGUACCUGCUGUAGAGAGUGUCUAUAAGUGUGACUUCCUGAACCUGCAGCUUCAGCAGCCACUCCAGCUUGCACAAGAUGCUAUAGAUGCUUUCCUGAAGCAGCUGAAAAAUCCUAUUGAUUCUCUUCCUGGAGAACUGUUUCAUGUGGUUGUUUUCUCUCUCCUCCUUUCCUAUUUUCCAUCACCCUACCAGCGAUGGAUUUGCUGCAAGAAAGCCCAUGAGCUGUUAGUGCUGAAUGGCUUAUUGCUCAUCAUCACCCCCGAUUCCUCCCAUCAGAACCGGCAUGCUAUGAUGAUGAAGAGCUGGAAGAUUGCUAUAGAAUCCCUGGGCUUUAAGCGCUUCAAGUAUUCAAAAUUUUCUCAUAUGCAUCUCAUGGCUUUUAGGAAAACCUCCCUUAAGACCACAAGUGACUUGGUUAGUAGGAACUAUCCAGGGAUGUUAUAUAUUCCUCAAGAUUUCAACAGUGUAGAAGAUGAGGAGUAUUCUAGCCCUUCCUGCUAUGUCCGAUCAGAUAUAGAAGAUGAACAAUUAGCAUACGGUUUCACAGAGCUCCCUGAUGCUCCUUAUGACUCAGAUUCUGGAGAAAGUCAAGCCAGCUCUAUUCCAUUCUAUGAGCUAGAGGAUCCCAUCUUACUUUUAAGUUAAUAUAAAGCAAAAGGCCCUUUCAUUCCAGACUCCUAAACUAAUUGCUUACACUAAUCAGAAUACUAACAUGAACUCAGUAUUUAAAGCCUGGUUUGCAUAGGAGAAAUGCAAACAUUUACAGAGUUCGCUAUUUUUUUCUACUUCUGUAUUUCAAAGUUUAUUCUUAUAUAGGAAGCUUAAAGUUUCAUGCAGAGUGACUUUGUCUUAGCAGAAACCACUGUUACUUUAGCAUUUUACAUUAAGAUUUAAAAAGGUACCUCUUUUCUCUUUAGUGCUAUGUGAAGUCUGAUUUACUAUGUAUUUUCCUUUCAGUGUAGUGUUGACUUUACACCAUUGUCAUGAGGAACCUUAAGAUGUGUAGAAAGCUGUAGAUUGCACUUUGAUGAGUCACAAGUUAAACAUUUCGCACAUAGGUUGGUUUAGUUGUUUGUGGUACACUUAUCUUUUUCUUUAAAUUGUUACCUAUUACAGAAGACGUUUUAUACUGUUUCAUCUAAAGAUGCAGUAUUCCUGAACUUUUUGAAAUUGAGGACAACUCUUAAUAUUAAGCUCAUUUGGAAACAUUAGACAUUGAAAGACAGAUUGCCCAAAGUGUAUUCUAAUUUCAUUAACAGUACAGCAAACACCAUUGCCAGAGUAAUAUUUGUAUGACUUUCUUACUGAUUUAGGCUUUGGUGUUCACCUGUGAAAGUUCGAUUUUAUUUUUAAAAUUUAGAGAACAUUUACAAAGUUUUCUGUUUAAGCAAGAAGUGGUGUAUAAUACUCAAUGCUGACUGAGACCACCUUUGUGAAAGGGUUUGCACUUAUAGAGUAUUCUAUUGAGACCAGCUGAUAGGGUCCUUACCUGUCCAUUAAGGCGGUGCUGCACUACAAGUUUGGGAUUACAUGAACGUUUUUGAAAUUAACCCUCUACUGAUAAAUCUCAUAGAAUGGUCUUGACCUUUUGGUAUCCUAAUUUCUUUCUAAGCCCAAGCAGAUAAUUUUCUGUGACUAUAUAAACAAUUAGUUGGCUGCGGGAAAUAUCCCUUUCUGUGUUUCUGAAUCAGAAGCAAAUGACUAACAAGAAAUAUAUGUCCAAACAAGACAAGUUUAAAUAGUUAAAACAUGGUCCACGUUGUCUUGUCAGCCAGCAAUUGUCAUGUAAACUAUCAUUUUUAAGAGUGCCACUGUGUGGAUUUUUUUCAAGUGGUUAUUACAUUAAAAUUACCUCAUACUGAGGUUUUUGCACUGAAAUAUAACAGUUUCAGAUUUCAUGGUUAAUGGUGUGUGUGAGUGUGUGUGUGCGCGCACGUGGGUGCGUAUGUGUAUUUUUAAAGGAAACUUGCAUUUUCAAUAAUUAAUCCUAAAUUUCAUAAACUGCACUUCUUUACUCUGAUAAACUGAUGUUUUUGUGCUUAUUGUGAAUUGUUAUAGUUAACUUUGAAUGUCAAAUUUUAUUUAGAAAUACAAAAACUUACCCUUUAAGAUAGGUUCAUUGUGUAUACCCAAUAUUUCAAGUUCAGUUUCACAUGCUAAAUUAAUGAAAGUAAUAUGAUUAUAACUAAUUUUAGAAAAGUUGGUUGUGUAAAUGCAAUAAACAUUGGUUGUUCAAAUAUGCCAUAAAUAACUUGAAAUUUUUCAUUUACUUUCAAUAGCAUACAGUUCCAUAAUUAUUAAAGUUGAUAUUUCUUUUCAUUUAGGCACUACAGGAUAAUGUCUUACAGCUUCCUCUAAAGAAAAGACAAAGAUUGAAAAGGCACUAUUUUCAGGAUAAAACAAAACUAUGUUUUGAUAGCAUCCCUCUUACCUAUUUGUUUUAUUUACUAGUUACAAUUCUAAGAGCAAAGAAAAAUACACCAAAUGAAAUUGCUUUGAAAGUAAAUAAAACAGUGCUUUGGAAGGUUGAUCUAGGUAUGACCUUUGAGACAGCUUUUGUGUUACAGCAAAAAUGUUGGUGCUAUAAAUUUUCUUGAUUGUUUACUGAUGUUGAGUCUGCUUUUUCCCAAGGUGUGCAUGAUGUAUUUUAAGUAGUACUUAAAGAUAUCUCUUUAUAAGAACUACUACCACUUAGUAUAAAUAUGUUUGAUUUUAUAUCAUUUGUUACUGUAAACUUAGCUUAUUCAAAUUUGAACUUACACCAAUACAUAUUCCACAAGGCCAGUUCAGGGUGUAAGUGCUGAAAUAUGAGCAGUCACUGGUUGGUGCCAGAUUAUAUAAGUAAUGACCAGUGAAGUUGAUAGGUCCUUUCAAUAUUAUAUGGGUACGCUAAAAAUGGUUUCAUUUGGGAAUAAAUCAUUUAAGGACCUUCCUCUUACAUUCACAGCAAUUUCUCAAAAAUAAUUCAGUAUUUCAAAAACAUGACUGUCGUGUUGUUGGUUGGGCUCAUCGGGAUUGUGAACAGAUUAUGUGGUUUUAUCAUAGUUGCAAAGUGGUUGGAGGUAGUAUACCUGAAAAUGUACGUCUGUGUUUGUUGUAUUUUCUCACAUUUUGUGAACAAAGCACAUUUAUUAAAAAAUUUAAAUUUUCUAA